Molecule: messenger RNA, 4561 nt
Organism: Haliotis rufescens (red abalone)
Lineage: Eukaryota; Metazoa; Mollusca; Gastropoda; Lepetellida; Haliotidae
Exons: 24
Coding region: 73-3390 (1105 amino acids)
Source: RefSeq, a predicted model, not a curated record
UAAAUAUGAUGCUCAUCACUUUUGUCUGUCGGGUCAGAGUUCAUUGUGACGUCACGGUAGAAUAACACGACAAUGAAGAUUACGUCAUUAAUUCUACUGUUUGGAUGUGUCGUCCACCAUGUCAGCACGGCAACGACCGGCCCCUAUUGUACAGCCGGAUCACCACAGCCAAAACCAACCGACCCGCCCUUUCCGGAUCUUCCCCGGAGCUUCCAGACCCGCCUGGAGGCGAACUUAGUCGACCGGGGUUUCACCAUGGAGGUUGCUGAGUACGCCGACGAUGACGGCAACCGAGCGGCGUUGACUGUGGUGAGAGGGGGAGACUUCACAGACGUGGUAUUCGACUAUCAGGCUGGACAGGUGUACACAGUGCACGACGGUGUCUGUGUGACCAAGACGAUGUCCAACGACACUGUGGACGACUACUUAUUUGGCGACAUCGGCAUUAACGGCACCGGUCACAUCUUCUCAACAAAUGACAUUAUUAAGUUUGCAAAGCAUUAUGGUGAAACCUAUCUGGGUCAAUCUGAAGUUCGUGGUAUUAACUGUGACCGAUGGCGGACUUGCAUGUACUGGGAUUAUUUCAAGGCCAACUUCACACUCGACUACUAUUUUUCAGCUCUGAACUGGACAACUUCGAUGACAUAUCCACAAGUCCCUGUUAGAGCAGACGUCACAGGAAUUAUGCAAACAGCCUCCGGUCAGAGGGACUUUCAUCACAUGUACGAUUAUUAUGACUUCCGGCCCGGAAUAGAGCCAGGUCUCACUGUCUUUGAGACACCGCCAGAUGUAGUGUGCCCGCAACGGAAGAGCGUCAAACUGAUUCCGAAGGUGGCCAAUCAGUUUUACUUCCGGAUGGAAGACACGAACGUACCGUCUGCGCACACUUUCAACUUACAGGCGUGGUACGACAAUGAGUACAAAGUGAUACGGGUGGAUUAUCCCGACCAGGGGCGACCCGCAAUCCACAUUGAUGACUUCAAUAGGGGUACUCGCUACACCAUUGACAAGGAGUAUGGCAACUGCAGCAUGACACCACUCCCAGACACAGUGAUGGAUACCAAGAGAGUGGGGAAGGGCAACCAUUGGUUUCUGGAACUUCUCGAUCCACUGGAGUUCCUCCGACUCCAAGCCGAUUUUGUUUAUGUGGGACAGCGAACUGUACGUGGAUUGAUCUGUGACCUGUUCGUUGCCAAGGUAACCGGCAAGAGUGCCGUCAUCUACACCAACACAGCGGCCGACAAUGUCACAGUAGAAGCCUAUUUCUCCAGGAGUUCCAACGAGAGUACUGACACAGGUGUUCCCGGUGACAAGGGGGUCUACACGCAUGUCCUCGUACAAAUUGUCACCUAUAUAAACCAGACUCAACUACAGACCAUCAUGAACUUCUAUGACUUUGACUUCAGUCAUCCCGACCCCGUGAAAACGUUUGAUCUGACGCCAUGUUUCUCUGACAGACAACAGAUUGGAUUCAACGUCAGAUUUCCAGCUCCUGAUGCCCCGGAUCUCCUUCCGUACGAUGUCCAGAUCCAGACCGAGGCCUUGAAGGAGAUCUCUGUGGGUCUUCAGCUGGAGCCAACGCGCCUGCAACAUCUCCGGGUGUACGCUGACGACAGCCACGUCUACGUUUCGGGGAAACUGCUGGACCGGCCACCUCUGCUGGCCCGGUACAAUGUGAUUCGGAACCAGACGAUAGAGAUGGUUGACUCUCAACACGACAACGUCACGUCGGUCGAGGAAUGUGCCGCGCUAUGUGACGUCAGCCACGACUGCGUCACCUUCGGCAUCUGCAAAAGCACCUGCUAUCUCUCCCACGUCGUGCAGCAGUACUCCAUGGACAAAACCCUAACAGCACAGUGUGACAGAUAUUCAGCCAUUGUGCAGCGUCCGAAGGGACUUCCCGAUCAUGAUCUUAAGGCCGCCUGGGCUGCCUUCAACAAUCUGGUAUCCACUGGUCAUCUUACGAUCCAUCUGUCUGUACCUGCAGACCCUGACCAGGGUCUUUCGCUGUUGGCCAGUGAUGUGGUCGAGGACGAUAUAUGGAAACACGACUGUCAAGUUGAUCAGAACCUUGCUUCAGACAUGUCAACGGAGAUGCAGUCAGACGCCACACCAGAUACAGCGUCAUCACCCUUUGUGUCGACACCAGGUGCAGCGUCCACACCCUUUGUGUCGACACCAGGUGCAGCGUCCACACCCUCUGUGUCGACACCAGGUGCAGCAUCAUCACCAGAUGUGUCGACACCAGGUGCAGCGUCGAAAACCCCAUCUAACCCACCUGCGUCUAUGAUGACAACGAGUUUUCCUUCUGGCGCAUCAAGUACAGCUCCAUUCACAACAGCUUCAUCUCCACUGACGCCGGGAACAGUAACUCCACCGACGCCGGGAACAGUAACUCCAAUUCCACACACCACAACCGGAAACAAGAACUUCAUCAUUUACAAGAAAGAUGCCUUCUUCUCCGACGUUGACCAUGCUGAGAUUGCCAACAGCGUGGAGGAGUGUCUGGCCGACUGUCUUCAGGACAAGGGAUGUCAGACAAUCACUAUCUGUCUUCACAAGAAGAAGUGUAGUCUCAGUAAAGUGUCUCCCGCCACGCACGGGAGUCUCGUGAAGCCUCAAUCAGGGUGUACUAUAUAUUCACUGUCAUCAAAUCUCCCUACCAACGUGUCACCGACAGUAACAACCACUCCUGUGCGUCCGACAACAUCACCGACAGGUAUAGCGGUCAGUGGGUAUACUCUGAUCGCGGCGUCCACAGUGCCAGGAAUCGCCACGGCAGCCUUGGAGCUGAUUCCAACCGUCCAGGCCUGUGGUAAGGCGUGCACCAGCAAGGCGGACUUCCACUGCACCGCCUUCCAAUAUUGUCCCUCUAACAAGAUUUGUAACCUCAUGGACACCAGGCAGCUGCCUUUACCGCUGACCUUGAAGAUCAAGACAACUUGUCCGUAUUAUUCUAGGCAAUUUCUGGAUGACUUCACCCUGCAAACGGUUCAACCAGCCCCAAACAGUAAUUUCAAGCCGUUAGAUGGCGUCAGUCUUCAGACAUGCGCAGACAUGUGUGGACACGAGGGAGCCUCGUGUAUUUCCUUCCAAUACUGCCAAAAUACCAAGGAUUGUCUGAUUGGUACAACGCAAAAGACCAAAGUAUCAAGCAACCAACCGAAAUCUAGCUGCCAGUACUACAAACGGCCAUUACCCAAAUCCAGUGGCCAGCCUCCUGGAACUCAGAUGCCAGAGACAGGGUACAGCGAAGGUACCCUUGCUGGGUUAUCCGUUGCCAUGUUGAUCGUCGGUGCCCUGAUAGGAACAGCAGUCCUUUUCCUGAUUCAGCGACAACGUAAACGCAAGAGUUUUGAUGUUAAUAUGCACAUUAUGGAAUCCGAAUAAGUACUCCACAGAGAACCACCUCAGUAAAUCAUCCCGAGAAAAGGGAGUUAAUUGACCGUAAAAAUCCUAACACCACACCACCAUCAGUUUCCACUCUUGCUGAAUUAGGCUGGAGUGUCGUGGCUCUAUUGUAGCGCCACCAGUAGCCAUUACAAGUUAUUGCCCUUUGUAUGUCCCUUCUAUGACCAAUCAGAUUCCACCUGUCGUAUCACUUGCAUUGCUUCAUACAAAAUGGCGGCGCUAAGUCAGGACGAUCUGAUUGAUAAUGAGACUUUUUAUUGUGACAAAACGGGUCUUACCACGCAAGGUUCAUCAACCCAUUUGAGCAUCAAACAUGAACAGAUUUUGAAAAUGUCUGUCGACGCCCAGUCUAUACACAUGUUUUACAAAUCCUGCAAUCGACCGAAAUCUGCACGGCAGUCGCCAUGUUUUGAUGAACCGGAUGUCGAUUUUGAUUGGACUAUGCAUAGACUCGUUAGUCCAGCCAAAGUAGAACUCCAUUAUUCCAGCCUUGGUAGGCAAGGUUGGAAAAUGGACUUAUAUAGUCAGUUAACUCCCUUGCCUCGGGAAGAUGAACUAAGUACUGCCGCUAGCUAGGUGUCUGUUCACAAUAGAAAGCAUUGACAAGACUAACUAAUUUCAAGAUACAACAUUAUCGCCGCGUGGAGCUCAAAGGAUGUAUUUGAGUUUUCAUUCCUGUCGGGUGGAAGAACAUAUACCUCUGUAACUAACCGCAUCUGUUCAUGACCCCUCUGGGGACCAGGAUGUGCCGGUCGUCUGAGGCGUCGUGCUCGAAAUCUAUAAUCUUGGGUUUUCAAAUCCAAAAUUCCUGCUGAUUAUGUUUCUAGGUUUGUCAGCACCAUACCCGUGAUCGUGGGUUUCACCAAAUUGGUAAACACUGAUACCUGCAUCACUUAAGCUGACACGCCGCGUUAUGACCGUAAUACUGUUUCAAUCCACGGAAGGAAAAUGGAUUGAGACAGGCGUUGACGAAGGGGUACUUGAGUUCUUAUUUGCAAGAUAGCUUUUCUAUCCGAACAAAUAAGGUUGUGCACGCCAGAAACUUGUGAUUGUGGGUUCAAGUCCCGGUUCGCCCAACAGCACCAUUCCCGUGCUCGUGGGUUUCCCCAACGUGGUAAACGUCUGAGACCUACAUCACUUCAGGCAUUUC